AUGCCCAGCGACGCCGCCCUCUCGCCGGCGCCGACCGGCAGGAACAACGGCGGCAAGAUGCAGAAGCUGCUCAAGUCGGCCUUCAAGCGCGGCGACUCCCCGGCCCAGGCGGCCGGGGAGGAGCCGGAGCUCAGCCCGUCCGCGUCCAGGGGGUCUGGCUCGGGCAGCGGGCGGACGUCGUCGGGGAGGCGUGUCACCCGAGGCGACGACGUCGGCGAUCGGUCCAGCCGCGAGAGCGUCGAGCUCGACGCUGAAGGUUCCAAGAACGACAAGAUGCUGGCGGCGCUGCGGGACUGGAAGAUCGCGCCGGCGUACGAGACGUUCCCGUGGGAGAAGAAGAUGAAGGAGCUGCUGCCGGUGCCGGAAUCGAGCCGAUUCCUCUCGCUGCUGCUGCUCCCCAAGGCCACGGACGGCACCCACACCCGCUACAACACGCUGGACGACACCCUCGCCCGCGCCGACGCCUGGCUCGCCUCGUCCCGCGCCUCCGGCGUCCCCGUCGAGCUCGCCAGCGUCCAGACGGAGGCGCUGCUCACCAAGAUCUCCGGCGAGACGGCGGUGUCCACGGUGAACAUGGGCUCCCUGUCCGACCUGGCCAACAUGUCCAACGUCAGCCUGUACGGGUUCGAGGACUACCACGGCGUGGACAUCGGCGUGGUGCGCGCGGUGCGGCUAUGGUACGCGCCGUCGGGCCCCGGCGGCGAGAUGGCGGUGGAGAUCGCGCUGCGGCAGGGGGACACCAGGCUCGGUUUCGCCAUCAGCCGGACCGAGGAAGGCUUCAUCUAUGUGUCGUCGGUGGCGGACGAGAGCACGCCCGGCGUGGCGUCCACGCGGUCCGGGCUGCUCGAGCUGCACCGGGCGGCGAGGCGGGCGGGCAGGCUGCUGGUGGUGUCGAGGGUGGGAGGGGAGAAGGUGCUGCCGUGGAUGGUCUCCACCGCCGGCGACGUCAGGUGCUACGACACCGUGUCGCUGAGCCAGAAGCUUUCGCUGCACCGCCACGCGCUCCGCCCCAUCACGCUGCACUUCCUCACGUGGGAUGAGGGCGUCCUCGCCCUGCCCCCGCCACCGGCGCCGGCGCGGGGGCCGCUGCUCAUGCUGUCCUCCGAAGGCGACGAGGAGGAGAUCGAUGGCGACGGGCCGGAGAUCGCGGCCGGCAAGGGGGGCAAGGGCUCGUCCUUUAGGUUCCAGAACAUCGGACUCCCGGAUAGCUGGCUGUGA
Molecule: messenger RNA, 1218 nt
Organism: Triticum turgidum subsp. durum (durum wheat)
Lineage: Eukaryota; Viridiplantae; Streptophyta; Magnoliopsida; Poales; Poaceae
Source: the annotation of a GenBank genome assembly